AGAUUAGUUGGAUUUGUCUCGUCUCUCCGUUUAUUAAUGAGGAGUGUAAAAUUGGUCCCAUAGUUAUAACAACUCGGCGUGGUCGAUGAGAUUAGUUGGGAUUUGUCUCGUCUCGUCUUGUAUGAUGGAAAGCAUGGGCCCAUUAGCGGAGAGAGGGAGAAGCAAGUCAAAGCAAGCAUUGCUGCUGUGGGUGGACGGCGUAAGAGAGGCUUGCUGUCUCCACCGUGUGAUCAUCUACUCUCUCAGGUCAAAACAGCUUGCCAUCCGUACGGGUCAGUGUUUUUUGUUGAAUGGAUUCAUCUUCUUAGGAAGUAUCUUUGUUCUGAAAUCAGUUAUCAUCCCUGCAUUGGAAUGGAUAUUACCUGGUCAUUGCCGACAAAUCAAUUCACGACAGUCAUGUUCAUUUAGCAGUAUUUUGGAGCUCUAUCGAUUCUUACGUGUUGGACUCGUACAACUUUUUUAUGUUUUCUGGUUUUACCCAUUGUACAUAUUCAGCCUUAUUCUCAGCAAUAUCUGGUACAAUGAUAUUGCUAAAUAUGGGUUUUUUGCUUUGGAGAAUUAUGGGGCUCAUGAUACAAAGUUAUCUGAUCAAAAGGAAUCCCAAACUUUGCAAAACACAGUUCAUAGGGAAUAUUCAACUGAUCUUGAAGGGGUUAUGAUUAGUAUAGCAGAACAGCUUUAUUCGGUCCUCUUGCUGACUUUCUUCUUCAUGGAGGUUUAUGUUACUGGAUUUAUCCCCUACAUGGGGAAAGCUCUAAAUUUUAUGCUUCUGUCGUGGUUGUAUGCAUACUAUUGUUUCGAGUAUAAGUGGAAUCUGUCUGGACUAAGCUUAGACAAGAGGCUGGAUUUCUUUGAAACAAACUGGGCAUUUUUUGCUGGUUUUGGAAAUCCAUGUGUCCUGGCAAUAUUUCUAUUCUCUCCACUAGUGAGCUGUGGGGCUAUGGCUAUAUUGUUUCCACUGUUUGUUUUGACCGCAACAGGCUCAGAAGCUGACAAAAUUGUUGCCUUACCUAGAAGAAAAUGGAGAGGUGCUGGAUUGGGAAGGAUACCAAUAUUUUUCAUUGCCGAUUACAUGUCGACUUUUUAUGACAUGGUGGAAAGUUCGAAAAGCUAUAUAAGGAGGAUGGUGCUGAGCAAAGGAGGUCUUUUUUGGUUAUGCAGAAGGUUGAAAGAAGCUACUGCCAUAAAGGGGAGAAGCUUUAAAUCUUGGAGGGGUAGAGAUAUCUCUAACUGUUCUUUAAAGUUCCUACAAAUGUGGCAGAUUCAUUUCGGUUAUUACGGUUAAUGGCUAAACAAGAGCAGUCAUCAUCAUUCCAGAAAACAAAUUUAAUGAAGGUUGGAGUGGUCGCGUGACUAGAAUUGGAAACUUCAUUAAUGGAGAUACAAGAGUACAAGGUGCAAUAAAUACUACGAGAGAUGUUUCAUCUCAGUACAUUAAGGGAGAGGAGGAGCUUCAAAGAAUCCUUGCAUAAAAGUUAAAGGACUCAGAGAAAGUCUGAAAUAGACAUGGAGCAGUUGACCCUAAAAGCAGCCUAAAAAAUAGAGGAGAAUGAUCUUCUCAAUAGAUGCCUGGUCGGAUGCUUCCCUAAGUGCAACGAGAUAUCCAUUCGGAAUGACGUGAGAAAAUGGGCUUAAUAGAUGUGGAAAGGGGCUCAAAAUAUUCAGGUCUAUGAUAUGAAUGGAGUCCAAUUCUUGUUCGAAUUCCAAUCCAGAAAAGUUGAGCAUAUCCUGUUGGGGGAAUGGAGAAGACAAGAAAGAAAGCUUCUGUUAGAAUGGUGGUCUCCAAAGGUAGGUGCUUAUCCAAAUCACAAAACUUUCGACUGGUUUUGGAUUAGGAUUUUAGGGCUUCCAUUGCACUUAUGGUUGGAAAAAGUGAUGAAGGAUAUUGGGAAAAAUGCGGCGGUUGGAUCGAAAACGAGGAGGAAAUUGAACUCAAAAAUCAUCUUAGAUGGGCAAAAAUUCGAGUUCAAGGACCCAAAGAGCAGAUCCUUCUGUAGUCAAAGUUGAUAAAGAUUUACUUUCUCGUUGCCCUCAAUUUAUGUGAUAUCGUUUGACUUGAAAUAAAGGUUUAAAAAAUGAAGACUCUUAUGAUUUGUAACACUCUUUGACUAUUUGUGUGACUAUAAAUAAUUUCAUUAUCGAUAGAAAGGGC
This is a messenger RNA of Solanum dulcamara, 2152 nucleotides long. Its product is annotated as protein EI24 homolog. The transcript has 11 exons. Gene Ontology annotation, biological process: macroautophagy. NCBI's taxonomy places the organism in Eukaryota, Viridiplantae, Streptophyta, Magnoliopsida, Solanales, Solanaceae. The coding region runs from base 86 to 1285 and encodes 399 amino acids. Gene Ontology annotation, cellular component: endoplasmic reticulum. The record is from RefSeq and is a predicted model, not a curated record.